GAUUUCGGAUGUUGGAACUAAGGCGGUAAUACAAAAUAUGAUUCCACAGUUUGUCGCCAAUUAAAUGUACCAAGAAGAAGCAUGUUGAGUGGCAGUGAAGUUUAAUCCAUGACAUCUUGUUCUGUUUUUGGCCUUCACUCACCUGUUCUUUUGGUGUUUCACGUCUAUUCUGCAUACAUCAAUGAAUACUUGCAACCGACUUGAUCUUAAGAUUGGUGUUGAUGGUGUCAGUUGUACUGAUUUUUCAAUUGUUGGUGAUAAGAUUUUUCUCGCUGUUGGUACAUGCAAUGGAAGAGUUCGCCUGUUUGACUAUAUGAACCGAACAAAUUCUUUAUACCAACGCCGUUGGCACAAGACUAUUCGAUGCUUGUCAUUCUUUCCUGCAUUACCAAAUUUAUUAGUCUCAGCAUCCAGUCAAAGUGGUUUGAAAAUACAUGAUAUGAACUCUGAAAAACAGAUAUGGGCGUGUUUUCAAGCUCACGGGAAGUCUCCUAUAUCCAGCCUUUUAACGCUAAAACAUGGACAGUGGGUUACUGGCGAUGAAGACGGAGUGAUCAAGAUGUGGGAUUCAAGGAAGUCAGGUUGUGUUUCAGUUAUGACUCCAAGUGAGGACCAUAAAUUUGAUGAUCAUUUCAAUGCUAUCAACGAUCUGGCUGUGUCCGAAGACUCCCACGGUACUCUACUGGCUGCUGUUGAUGAUGGAACAUUAGCAGUUUAUAACAUCCGACGUAGACGCUUUGAGAUGGCGUCAGAAACACUUGGAUACAGUGCUCGUACCCUCUGUAUUGUCAAGGCUAGUCAAAAAGUCCUUGUCGGUACUGAUGAAGGCGUGAUAUGCGUUUUUAAUUGGAAUGAAUUUGGAAAUAUAUGUGAUCGUUUUCCAGUGCAUCCUUUACGACCAUCUAAACACGGGCAGGCUAGAACAGCUACUGCCGGUGUACAUUCUGUUGAGAAGAUAGUAAAGAUUACAGAUGAUAUUGUUGCCGUGGCUACAGAUGAUGGAGUAAUAAGCGCUCUCAAUAUACUACCAAAUCGUCUGUUAGGAUGCAUUGGUUAUCAUAUGGAUACACCGGAUAGUGAUACAGGAGCUGAUUGUUUAACACUUUCUGUUUGUCCAGUUGAGAAUAUCAUUGCAUCAACGUGUCCUGCUAGUUCUUCUAUCAAAUUCUGGAAUACUUCUCCAGUGAUUAUACAAGCUGAAAAUGAGACAACAGAACUCAAAUUACCUAAGCAUCAGAGACAACUUGAUAGUACAAAGUUGAAAGGUGUAAAAUCACGUCGUUUGUGUUUAACAGAUACAAGUGAACGUAUGGAAUAUCUGGAAGGUUUAUUGCCAGAGAAAGUGAACACAUCAUCUAUACAUAGUCAUGAUUCUUCUUCAGAGGAUGAAGACUCAUGGAAUAGUGAAGCGGAGUGAUUGUGUACACCUUAUGUAUAUAAACUAUGUCUAUAUAAUACACAGUUCAUUUUCUUCCAUUUUUUCUACUUGUCGAGUAAAUAAAUAAAAGUAAGUGAGUAAAGUAGCUAUUCAUUCUCCUUCAACUU
Messenger RNA from Heterobilharzia americana, 1545 nucleotides. NCBI's taxonomy places the organism in Eukaryota, Metazoa, Platyhelminthes, Trematoda, Strigeidida, Schistosomatidae. The record is from the annotation of a GenBank genome assembly.